AUGGAUCAAACAAAAUCAAUCCCAAAAUUUUAUGACGGAAGGAGUGUUUUAAUAACAGGCGCUACUGGAUUUAUGGGAAAAGUUCUUGUUGAAAAAUUAUUAAGAUCUUGCCCAGAUGUCCGUGAAAUAUUUGUUUUAAUGAGACCUAAGAAGGGACUAUCAAUUGACAACCGAGUCCGCCAAUUAUUGACUCUGCCGCUUUUUGACAGAUUGAAAAAAGAAAAUCCUUCUGUGCUGGACAAAGUUAUUCCAAUUGAAGGCGAUACUAUCAAAGAAGGCUUAGGAAUUCCCGAUUUUGAACGCAAAGUUCUGAUCGAAAGGGUGUCUGUUGUCUUUCAUGUCGCCGCUAGUGUUAGGUUUGAUGAUCCGCUGAAAACUGCUGUUUUCACGAAUACCAGAUCUACUAGAGACAUGUGUAUUCUGGCAGCGCAAAUGAAGAAACUUGUUAUUUUCAUGCACGUCAGUACAACUUACAAUCAAGCUGACAAACCGGUGGUCGAAGAAAAGCUGUACCCUUGUGAGGUCGAUUGGAAGAAGACUAUCAAAAUAGUGGAGACUAUAAAUGAAGAGCUGCUCAAAACUUUUACACCUAAAUAUCUGGGGAGCUUUCCCAAUACGUAUACUUUUACAAAGCGAAUGGCCGAGCAGGUAGUUAGUGAUUACUCGCACGUGAUUCCAGCUGUCGUUUUUCGACCUUCAAUCGUGAUUGCGACGAUGGAUGAACCAAUGCCGGGCUGGGUCGAUAACUUCAAUGGUCCAACAGGACUGAUGGUUGGAGGGGGCAAAGGAGUUUUGAGGACUGUUUACGGUGAUCCUCAAUUGAGAGCUGAUUUCAUUCCAGUAGAUGUUGCUAUUAAAGCUAUGAUAAUUGCCAGUUGGAAACGAGGAAUUAGAACCAUAACAAAGGAUCCAUCAGUCCACGUGUACAACUGUUCUUCAGCAGAUAUGAAAAAUGUAUCAGUUGAAGAAAUAAAACGCAUGGCUUUGAUUUGUGCGUCGAAGAAUCCACUUGAAGGAAUAAUUUGGGCGCCAUCUAUUACCUACACUACUAAUAAUUUAUACUACUUUGCAUCUGUAUUAUUGUUUCAUCUUCUGCCAGGGCUAGUUCUUGACUUUAUUCUCUAUUUAAGUGGACACAAGCCAAUGCUGGUUAAAUUACAAAGACGAGUUUACAUUGCUAACACCGCUCUGUCGUAUUUUUUGACUCACGAAUGGGAAUUCAAAAAUGCUAAUUUAUUUGGAUUAUUAUCAGAAGUCUCAGAAGCCGAUUCUAAAAAUUUCCUAUUCGACUUUGCUUCUAUCGACGUGUCAUAUUACUUUGAAAAUUGUUUGAUUGGUGCAAAAAAAUAUCUUCUCAAUGAAAAGCCUACCGACUCUUCAGUUGCAAAGAGACACUUAACCAGAAUGAUAUGGAUUGACAAGAUAUUCAAAGGAUUGCUGCUCUUAUUUUUCAUCUGGAUACUUUAUGCAUUUGAUUUUUAUUCUUAUGUUAUGAACUCUGUUUUUAUUUAA
This is a messenger RNA of Cotesia congregata, 1512 nucleotides long. The record is from the annotation of a GenBank genome assembly. Lineage: Eukaryota; Metazoa; Arthropoda; Insecta; Hymenoptera; Braconidae.